AUGACGCUCUUACAAAGACUUACAACCACUGCAGCCAGCACGGCCAGGACAAUGCUUGAGGAGAGCUUUAGCAGCAGCAGUAGCGCCAUCGGCAGAACAAAGGAGUCACAGUUCCAGUUACAGUCACAGCCAUUCAACGUACCGAUGCCGUUGCUCAAGGCUUCGGCAUCACAUGCCCGAUAUUUGAAUUUCAUUGCCGACGGACUCGUGGACGAGGGUGUUGGGAGUGCAGGAAGCGGCGGCAGCGGCAUCAGCAGCAGCUCGGUCACCAUCGAAGACGUUGUGUCUGGCCGAGGGCAGGACAUCAAUGGCAGUGCCGCCGCCUCUGACGACGAUGCCGAGGGCAGCACACAUCUGACAUUCGUCUUCGUCAAGUGUUUCAUUAUUGGUUUCAUCAUACUGGCCGCCAUCCUGGGCAACAUGCUGGUGAUUGUGUCCGUUAUGCGCCACCGGAAAUUGCGCAUCAUUACCAACUACUUUGUGGUUUCACUGGCCGUGGCCGACAUGCUGGUGGCCCUCUGUGCGAUGACAUUUAAUGCCUCUGUUAUGAUCUCGGGCAAAUGGAUGUUCGGCUCCAUCAUGUGCGACAUGUGGAACAGCUUUGAUGUCUACUUCUCCACGGCCAGCAUAAUGCACCUCUGCUGCAUAUCGGUGGACAGAUACUACGCCAUCGUCCAGCCACUGGACUAUCCGCUCAUUAUGACGCAUCGGCGGGUCGGCUACAUGCUGCUGAUGGUCUGGCUAUCGCCAGCACUGCUUUCCUUUCUGCCCAUCUGCUCGGGAUGGUACACAACGAGCGAGAACUGGAAGUACCUCAAGUCCAAUCCACAUAUAUGCGAAUUUAAAGUGAACAAGGCGUAUGCCAUUGUCAGUUCGUCGAUGAGCUUCUGGAUACCGGGAAUCGUGAUGCUGUCGAUGUACUACCGCAUUUACCAGGAGGCCGACCGGCAGGAGCGUCUCGUGUACAGGUCCAAAGUGGCGGCACUUCUGCUGGAGAAGCAUCUGCAGAUUAGCCAGAUACCCAAGCCCCGGCCGAGCAUUCAGGUGGAGCAAUCGACCAUAACGACGAUGCGAAGGGAGCGAAAGGCGGCCCGCACUCUGGGCAUCAUAAUGAGCGCCUUCCUCCUCUGCUGGCUGCCCUUCUUCCUAUGGUACAUCGUCUCCUCCCUCUGCGAUAGCUGCAUUACUCCGCGUGUCGUGGUGGGCAUACUCUUUUGGAUCGGCUACUUCAACUCGGCACUGAACCCCAUUAUCUAUGCAUAUUUCAAUCGCGAUUUCAGGGCUGCCUUCAAGAAGACGCUCAAGAGCUGCUGUGCGUAUGCGUUCAUCGAUUGUCGGCCCAGCCACCGGAGGGAUCUUGACUUUGGCGGACCCAGCAGGAGGGGAACCAACGGCGCCAGAAUCGGCUCUGGAUCCGCCGAAAUGCCCAACUGUAUGAACUCAACGGCCUCCUCGGAGAUACACAUGGGUGUAAUGCGAGCCAGACAGUACGCCGUCAAUGUGACACCCACCACGGAUGCCCAGCAGCAGUUGCAUCCCCUCUACACGAACUAAUCUCCCGAGGGAUGCACCUCCAUCUCUGUGCGUAGUUGCCUACAGGUGCAGAACUAUUGCCAGAUUGAAAAACUAAUCACAAAUUCCCAAAACUGCAGCAGCAGGAAUUUCCAGAAUUUAAACAAAAGCUACAACAAGAACAAAACGACAAUCCCACAGAUAAAGACAGCCUUGAAACAGUGCAAUGGCAGAUAAAAAUGCACAUGGACGCUGACUUGAAGUGCACAUAGAAUUAUUUGGACAUGAAUACGAGUAUUUACAAGGACGAGUAAGGAAUUUCAUAAGACAUUCAGUUCACAUUUAGAGAGAGGUUUUCAGCCGAGAAAAACAAGUGCAUAAAAUAUAUGUAAAAUAUGAUACUGAAUGUUUGAUAUACGUAUAUAUAGAGAGCUAACCAUAGAACAUGAGGAUAUGGAAAUGGAAUGCAAUAACAGUACACAUAAAAUAAGAACAAAGUAGAAGAAAGUUUUGUUUAGAACUUGAAUUUAGUUGGAUGUUUCUCAAAGAAAUGAUUUAUUUACUUUUGAACUGUUUUAAACUCCUUUUGGUUGCACCUUGGUUCAAAAUAUUCAAAUGAUCUUGUUCAUAGAACUAAAACCAAAAGAAAACUACAUACUAUAUAGAUGCGUGUCAUAAACUAUAUAACCAUAAACUAUAAUCAUACAAUUAUGCAUUAGAUAAACAAAAAAUAUAGAGCAUUGAGAGCGUCCACACAUAAUCAUAUCCAUUGGGUCUAUUAGCCACUCAACUCUGUCGUUAGUAGUAGCUGCCGGACUUCAAGUCUCUCACAAAUUGUUGUAUGUAGUUCAAAGCCACAUGAAUAACGAGUACAUAUAUGAACUAUAGCUACCUUUACCUGCUAAUCCAACUGUCGAUACGAUUACAUGGUUAUACAAUAAAUUGUAUUUAGAUGCAAUUGACAUUCAUAGAACUAGCCACAACUCCUCAAGCAAGCUGCUGUCCCGUUGCCUAGACAACUUUACUGAAAGCACACAGUACUCGUACACUCAACUUUCCCUCUCAUUCUUGGCCAGCUCUAUUCUCGCAUUUAGCCAAAACGAAACAACUCACAAUCGCAACUGUAACUGCCACGCCCCCCAGCCGUUCCCCAACCCACAACUUUGUCGUAGCUUUCCGACGUCGCCCCCAUAAAUCAAAGGGAGUUCAGCGGGGUUCAGCGUAGAACAAACAAGAAAUUGGCUGGAAUUGUUUGCCUAAAAUAUUAAAUCGUUGCAAGUACGAAUACAAGCAGAACGCUCACUUUUUUUCCUGCGAUUCAUAGUCAUUAUUUAAAGCGCCGGCUUAAGAGCUCACCGCUGUCGACAAAUUGGCAACCGUCACCAUCCGCCCUCUGUUUAGGACUUGGAAUGACUAAGGGGUAUAUUAUAUGUAGUAUAUCUCCCUACCUCCCUCUAUCUGCCUCUCAGUCCGUCUGUUCGGCGGACUUGUCAAUAUUUGCUUUAUUUAACUUUCGGCGCUUUGUUUAAACUGAAGAACGCCACGCCACGGUACGGUACGGCAUAAGUUUGCCGUCAGUAAUGUUGAUAACAUUCGGAAUGUAGCCAAAUAUUGUUAGCUAAAUUAAUGUUAAAUGAGCAAACGAAAGGGCGGGCAGAGAAAACGAAUGGGAUAUACUCUCACAAACAGGAAUUUUCAGACUUUUUUUAUUAUUUAAUUGCCACUGCUACUGCCUGUUAACUCACGUGCUUGAUUGCGAUGUUGUGUAAAUGCCAGCCCGAAAGACUUCCAGGUGCACUGUCCUCAGAGAAGCAUCCGUUGGGGAAACAAAAAAUAUACAAGUACAUCUGAUUACAUAAAUAUUAAAAAAAAGUGAGCCUACAAUGGGAAGCAAUCUGAGGGUAUCACCAGGUGUACGGCACACGUGCCAGGCUUAUGGAUAAUCAGCUGGUUCGAACAGCAAAAAGCGCCAUAAAUAAUAUCUAGCCAUACGAUUUAGUUGUACAACAAAUUGUCAUGUCAACUGACGCUGGGGAGCAUGUGACUUUUGGUUAUUAAUAAAUAAAACAAAUACUGGAAGAGUAAAUAACUUAAUGAUGACAGUCGCUGGCAGAAGUAUGCCGUCGAGUCAUUCCAUUAUCCAUUCCCAGAUAAGUUUUGCGCAUCCCAAACGAAGAGAUAGCGCCUGUACACUAAUUUUAAUGACUGAAUCAUUUCGUUUCUAUAUUUCUACCUUUAUGACCAUGAGUGAGGCUCUUUGAAAUACAAUUUACCAAAGCUAUAACCCUGUCUGUAAUUGUAUAUAUGUAGAUCUGUGUGUGUAGAAGAUACUAUCUCUAAAUCGUUGGAAUAUAUCGUGUGCAUGUAUAGUUGUAUCAAGCUAAUGAAUGUCACACAAAAUAAUCCCCUAUAUUAGAAGCCAAGAACAGAAUUGCUAUCAAAUAAAUGUCCAUGAGAAACCCAUGUGUUGAGCUAAAGCUUACAAUAUUUUGUAAUUAAAUUACAAAUUGUGUGCAAUAAUAGAAAAAUAAUUGUUAAACAUACUCGUAUCCGUGUGGUGUUUGUAUUGUUCAUGUGUACAAUAUGUAGUGGGCAGAAAUCAUUAAAAAGAACCGAGAACCUUUGGAGCAAACCACAUUAUUGUUCUAAGUACUUACCAAUAAAUGUGAAAACUUGUAGAAUUAUACGUAACUCUGUGGCGGCCCUGUGGCCCAUUAAAUAUGAAAUACAAAUAUUAUUGUACGUGCAGGAAACGUGGUAGCGUAGCAAAUGGGAACGUACGUCAGUACGUCAGAAUGUUAAUUAAUUUGAGGAAAAUACAUAUACAAAUCUGCGGGGCGGUUGCGAUUGUCGAUUGUGGGUCAAUUUUCGGAAUCGGAGCUGAGAUACCUUCCAAGUUUCACAAGCGAGAGAAAUGAGAGAUCUCCCUCUCGACUUGGGUAAAUGUUAACAAGCGAUUU
This is a messenger RNA of Drosophila subobscura, 4472 nucleotides long. It is a transcript of the gene Octbeta1R, whose product is annotated as octopamine receptor beta-1R. Gene Ontology annotation, molecular function: octopamine receptor activity; adrenergic receptor activity. The transcript is spliced from 7 exons. NCBI's taxonomy places the organism in Eukaryota, Metazoa, Arthropoda, Insecta, Diptera, Drosophilidae. The record is from RefSeq and is a predicted model, not a curated record. Gene Ontology annotation, biological process: adenylate cyclase-activating adrenergic receptor signaling pathway. Gene Ontology annotation, cellular component: membrane. The coding region runs from base 1 to 1554 and encodes 517 amino acids.